GUGUAGGGGGAUGGGGUGAGGGGGAAGGCGGGCGUGCGGGCGGACAGUCGGGCCGGUGCGGGACCCCAUGGAAGGAUGGCUGGGUGAGCGGAGGCUCUGGCUGUUCGGCAACCACCUGCCCUUGCUGCCCAGGAGGUCGCGGGUGUCAUCGCGGCUGAUGGAGCGCUACGAGAAGAUCAGCAAGAUCGGCGAGGGCAGCUACGGCAUGGUGUUCAAGUGCCGCAACAGGGACACCGGCCAGCUGGUCGCCAUCAAGAAGUUCGUCGAGUCCGAGGACGACCCGCUCAUCCGCAAGAUCGCGCUGCGGGAGAUCCGCCUGCUCAAGGGACUGAAGCACCCGAACCUGGUGAACCUGCUGGAGGUGUUCCGCCGCAAGAAGAAGCUGCACCUGGUGUUCGAGUUCUGCGACCACACGGUGCUGUCGGAGCUGGAGCGCCACAUGCACGGCUGCCCCGAGCCGCUCGUCCGGCAGAUCGUGUGGCAGACCUUGCAGGCGGUCGCCUACUGCCACCUCAACAACUGCAUCCACCGCGACGUCAAGCCGGAGAACAUCCUGCUGACGAGCCAGGGCGUCGUCAAGCUCUGCGACUUCGGCUUCGCCCGCGUCAUCAGUCCCGGGGAGAGCUACACGGACUACGUGGCGACGCGCUGGUACCGCGCGCCCGAGCUGCUGGUGGGGGACACGCUCUACGGCCCGCCCGUCGACGUCUGGGCCAUCGGGUGCGUGUUCGCCGAGCUGGUGCAGGGACAGGCGCUGUUCCCCGGCAAGUCGGACGUGGACCAGCUGUACCUCAUCAGGAAGUGCCUGGGAGAGUUGUCGUCGCGCCAACUCAGCAUCUUCAGGUCCAACGAGUUCUUCCUGGGCGUGACGCUGCAGGACCCCGGGAGCCCGGAGCCCUUGGAGGCGCGCCUCAGACGGGGCGAUGCCCGCGCGCUCGACUUCCUCAAGAGGUGCGUGGACGUGGAGCCGGCCCGCCGCUGGUCCUGCGAGCAGCUGCUGCUGCACCCCUACCUCUGCGACUACAGCUUCAAGCUGCCGCGCGCAGAGACCGAGCACUUCGAGCGACUGCGGCGGCUGCGCGACCGCUCCAGGAACGCGAGCUACAGCAACGGGUCGACGUCGCUGCCGCAGCUGGCCAGCCCCGAGGCGCGGGGACAGCUGGGACAGCUCGGCCAGCUGUCCAAGCCGGCGCCCACCUUCGACCACCUGCCCGACAUAUGACGCCUGCGCCUGGACGACGAGUGAAGCCGCCGAGGGAAGGCCACGCCCCCCGCCUCGGGCCGACCAAUGGCGGAGCGGAGUGCCGGUCCAGACACGCCUCCCCUGGUCCUGCCACCGCGCCGCCAUGAGGGAGGGGUGGGGGGAGUGGGAGGUUAGACGAGAAGCCACGCAAUGAAGAGGGGAACCGGGAGUUCCCCCCCCCUCUCCGAGGAACCUAGCCGCACGGCAACGUCCGCCCCGUUUCCCGCAUGUCGGGAUGUCGGGUCCCAGCCGUGGAUUGCAUUGCGCGUUCACCCUCUCUCUUUCCGUUAGCACCGUCCUUGUUUCAGGUUGUUCUUGUUUCCGAGCAAAAAAGGUUUUCAGACCCAACUUUGUGAAUCAGGGGGUGGCCACGUCUGCGUGAUUACAUUGUAACUUUGUGUGAAGCCAAUAAGCCAAUGAUUGAAUCGCCUGUAGAAUACCAGGAUUAGUCUAUAAUCAUCAUUGCUCUAUGCCCUUAUCCCGACGCUGAACGUACUGUUGUCUAGUCGAACCGUCUAAAAUACUGUGGUUGUGAAAAUGUUUCUGACUGCGCAAACGUGCUUCGGAAUUUCAAACUUCCUGACAGAACUCGGAUGCCACGAAUUCAUAAAAAAAAAAAUUGUAACAAUGAUAAAAAUCAUUGCAAUCCGAAUCUGACGUUGCAGUUGUGUCAGAGUGAAAAAUAAAACGAAAGUGGAGGAACUUUAUAACAUCCCUAAAUAAACGAUAACUUUAUCAAAAAUGGAGAAGAGAUUUUCACCAAUAUUAUUUUGAGCACAGAACUUCCUAGUUACGUGUUUAACUUGAAAUGAAAAGUAAGUGGGGUAAAGAAAACUUUAUUUUUAGUGAAGAAAAAUGUCAAAUUAUGUAAAGUGAUGUAAGCAGUACAAGCAGUUGAACGAUCUAUGGUAACCUGAAGAGUGGCCUUUUAGUAUUUUUAUGGCUGAAGAGAUGUAUUUUUACUUAAUUUACUAUUGUAAAUUUGAAACCUACCUUUACGUUUAUAGGUCUAUACAUCACAUGGUAGAAUCUUGGCAGUGGCGGAUCUGAAGUUGUUUAAGGAGAAGGGAAACAAUUGUUUUCCCAAGGUUUUUGUCCUUCAGUAAACUUUAGCCAAAGGAAGUUGCGAUCAGAAUGGGGAAGAUUGUCUUUAAACCAAUUCCCCAUUGGAUGAACAACUGUAUGUCUAUUAUGUGAUGUAUGUACUAUGGUAAGAAAAAAAAUAUUUUGUCUCUCAAAUAUUGACUGUUUAAUAAAAAGUAUUGUCUUCAGUUUAA
Bacillus rossius redtenbacheri is the source of this 2520-nucleotide messenger RNA. RefSeq names its product cyclin-dependent kinase-like 1. Bases 68 to 1222 code for a protein of 384 amino acids. The transcript is spliced from 8 exons. Gene Ontology annotation, molecular function: ATP binding; protein serine/threonine kinase activity. Gene Ontology annotation, biological process: intracellular signal transduction; protein phosphorylation. Gene Ontology annotation, cellular component: cytoplasm; nucleus. The record is from RefSeq and is a predicted model, not a curated record. NCBI's taxonomy places the organism in Eukaryota, Metazoa, Arthropoda, Insecta, Phasmatodea, Bacillidae.